AUGUUUGUGUUACUUCUGGCGCUGGCAUCAGCUGUGGCGUACCCGCAGACCACCACAAUCAAUCCAAGUGUUUUAGCUGAUAUCUUCGGCACUCCAGCGACCUCUAAAACUCCUGGGCUUGAGGAUAUUACUGUGCGACCGACGGACAGCACGUCGACGUUCGUCGACACUAACGGCGACGCGUGCAAAUGUGUGCCUUAUUACCUGUGCGAUGCGGACUUAAAUGCGGUGAAUGCGUACAACGAGUCGGUGACCGGCGCUUUUAGAUUGGAUAUCAGAUUUGGGCAGGAUGAGUGUCAGGAGAGCGUGGAGAGAUGCUGCAAGAACCCCAAAGCUCCAGAGCCCUUGCCUAAGCCGGACUCGAAGAACCUUAAAGGCUGCGGGUAUAGGAAUCGGAAAGGCAUCGACUUCACUAUAUGUGGUGGGACGGGCGCGGAGGCUCAAUUCGGUGAGUUCCCGUGGGUGGUCGCCCUCAUGGACGCGAACAAUGGCAGCUACGCGGGUGUCGGUGUGCUUCUCCAUCCACAAGUGGUGUUGACCGGUGCACACAUCGCCUUCAAGUACGCACCUAACACAUUGAAGAUCAGAGCCGGAGAAUGGGACACCCAGACGGACAAAGAGCGUCUGCAGUCCCAGGAGAGGAUCGUCCAGGAUAUCUUCAUACAUCCAGAGUUCCACGCUAAGAGUCUACGCAACGACAUAGCGCUUCUCCGUCUUAAAGAGCCGGUGGAGCUAGCGGACCACAUCAACGUGAUCUGUCUCCCGAAUCAGGAUGAGAAAUUCGAAACCAGCCAGGAUUGUGUCGCCAAUGGAUGGGGCAAGGAUGUGUUUGGUCUCAAAGGCCGCUAUGCUGUUAUUCUCAAACGAGUGGAAGUGAACAUGGUGGAGCACGGCAAAUGCAACCAGAUCCUCAAGAAUACACGGCUGGGUCAUAACUUUAGGUUGCACGACAGCUUCGUUUGUGCUGGAGGGGAGGAGGGGAAGGAUACAUGUCAGGGUGACGGUGGAGCACCACUUGCUUGCCCUAUUGGAGACGACAGGUACAAACUGACUGGACUGGUGGCAUGGGGCAUUGGGUGUGGCGAAAAAGGAGUUCCCGCCGUGUACGUGAACGUCGCCAUGUUCCGUAACUUAAUUGAUUCCAAGAUGGCGGAAUGGGGUUACGAUACGUCCGGAAAUAAUGUUUAA
Messenger RNA from Parnassius mnemosyne (clouded apollo), 1188 nucleotides. NCBI's taxonomy places the organism in Eukaryota, Metazoa, Arthropoda, Insecta, Lepidoptera, Papilionidae. The record is from the annotation of a GenBank genome assembly.